This is a messenger RNA of Talaromyces atroroseus, 759 nucleotides long. RefSeq lists its product as hypothetical. The coding region runs from base 1 to 759 and encodes 252 amino acids. The transcript has 2 exons. Lineage: Eukaryota; Fungi; Ascomycota; Eurotiomycetes; Eurotiales; Trichocomaceae. The record is from RefSeq and is a predicted model, not a curated record.
AUGACAGGCGCCAGUCCUCAUGAAACCGACGCACUCAUUGGUCACAACAACAAUGGCCACCUCGCAAACACAAAGCCAAAACAUAGUAGGCUAUGGCACCAUUUCAAAGAAGAAAUCGACCCUCGGCACUGCGACCUGAUCAUGCUAUACUGCUACCUCAUCACAGGCUUCCUAGACAGCUCCUCAACACUCAUCUGGGGCUCCUUCGUGAGCAUGCAAACCGGAAAUACAGUAUAUCUAGGCCUAGGCCUCGCAGGGGUCUCCGGCAGUGGAGACCGUGCCAUCAAAUCCGGCGCGUCAAUUGCUAGUUUCUGUAUCGGAUCCAUGUUCUUUGGCGCAUUUUAUCGCCUCUUUCCGGGACUUCGGCGCUGGGUGCUUUGUGUCUCGUUUACGAUUCAGAUGCUUCUCAUGGUGUGUGCGGCUGUCAUUGUCACUACUGAGCGGCCUUCACGGGAGUCUGAACUGACGUGGCGUGUCAUUGUGCCUGUCAUAUUGGUCGCGUUCCAGAGUAGUGGGCAGGCCGUUACUAGUCAUGUUAUGGGGUUAGGGGGCUUGUCGAGUGUUGUCUUGACUAAUACCUAUUGUGAUCUGUUUUCACAUGUGGAAAUUUUCUCGCCGGUAACCCUCAUGAAGUCUUUACCACAAAGAAGACGGUUUUUCGCAGUUGUCCUCUUGUUGUUAGGCACGAUUUUGGGAGGUAUAUGGGCUCGAAGUUCGGUUGGAAUAUGUGCAUUGACUUCAUAUCCACCCACCCUCUGA